Molecule: messenger RNA, 849 nt
Organism: Phaeoacremonium minimum UCRPA7
Lineage: Eukaryota; Fungi; Ascomycota; Sordariomycetes; Togniniales; Togniniaceae
Product: putative alcohol dehydrogenase protein
Exons: 1
Coding region: 1-849 (282 amino acids)
Molecular function (GO): oxidoreductase activity, acting on NAD(P)H
Source: RefSeq, a predicted model, not a curated record
AUGGCUACUCACCUUGCAGCCGUCUUCCUCGCCCAAGGCCAAAGGUUCGAGAUCCAGUCCCGUUCUACGCCAAACCCAGGUCCAGGCGAGCUCCUCAUCGCCGUCAAGUCUGUAGCCCUCAACCCAGCAGACGGAAUCAUGCGAAAGGACGGCCGAUUUAUUUCCAAGUACCCCACCAUCAUCGGGUUCGAUGUCUCUGGCUUAGUUCUCGAGGUUGGUGAUGGCGUCCCGACUGGUGACGAUGUUGCAUCGGGUAUCUCCUUUCACCCGGGCAUCACCCACGUGGCCGCAUACGCAGCCUGGAUCUGGAAGGCGAGCGACCCCGACUAUGGUGUCUUCCAGGAACGGUGUCUCGUCCCUUGGCAGCAUUCAGUUCCACUGCCAGACGAUAAUAUGUCCUGGAACGAGGCCGUAGCCUUGUCUGUGGCUGUCCAGGUCGCUCUCAGUGCGUGGGAUGGCCUGGGCUUCCCUCGGCAGUGGGGGACACCCGCUUCUACUGAUGCGGGUCCCAUUGAAAAACCAUACGACGAGGCCACCAACCCUAAAGAGGCACUCCUCAUCUGGGGUGCAUCUUUUAGUGUUGGUACCAUGGGUGUGCAGAGCGUACGAUUGAUGCGGGAAAACUCGAACUCCUUAAUUGCCGCAGUGUAUGCGACGGCCGGGUCCGCGAACAAGUCGUACAUCGCCUCACUCGGUGCAGACCGUGUGUUUGACUAUAAAGAUCCUAGUGUCGUGGACGCAAUCACUUCUGCAGCCAAGGAAGAUGAACUGGUGAUCCGGCACUGCUAUCUCGCCACCAGGCAGCUGGCGCCUUGUCAGGCAGUGCUCAAAUCUUUUUCUCAGCUAUAA